AUGUGACAAUUGAGCUACAAUUAUACAGUUUUAAGUGGUAUGACGUUUGGAUGAAUUAUAUAGAUGCAUCGCAUAUAGCUGGUUUGAGGAUUGUAGAUGACUUUACUGAAUUUCAACCAGAUUUGAAUACAUCAUCGAAGAAACCAAUGGCAUCUUCAACAACUGAUCGCCUACUGACAUUUAUUUCGGCGGUGUGUGUGCUGGGGAUGGGAACACAAGUGGAUCAGACCCACGCUUCAUGCGAGGCGAUUAGGAUUCCUUUAUGCAAAAACCUGCCAUAUAACAUUACUAUUAUGCCGACUAUUUUGAACCAUCUUAAUCAGGAAGAUGCUGGAUUAGAGUUGAGUAGGUUUUCAUCACUUGCUGAAUCCCAGUGCAGUCCUUAUUUAAGAUUUUUCCUCUGCGUAAUUUAUGCCCCAGUGUGCACAGUACUUGAGGAGGCCAUACCGCCCUGUCGUUCUUUGUGUACUAAAGCCAGAGAUGGAUGCGAGUCAUCAAUGGAAAGACUGAGGAUGGGAUGGCCGGCCAGGUUAGCGUGUGAAAACUUCCCACCGGCAGGACUGUGUGUCGGAGAAUAAUCUCAUCGUGUUCAUCCCUACAUUGAUAUAUGGAAUUGAAACUGUUGAUGACCUUCCCAAACAUGUUACAAUUUAAUGCUUGUAUAUUAAUUUGAAGCAAUAUUGAAAUGAACAUGCAUAUAUCACAUAUAGACUUCUGAACUCUAGCAAAAGAUUUACAUUCUCCUCUUCAGAAAGAGACUCAUCACCCCCACAAUAGCCAAUGAAUACUGAUAAUACAAUUCUCCUCUUCAGAAAGAGACUCAUCACCCCCACAAUAGCCAAUGAAUACUGAUAAUACAAUUCUCCUCUUCAGAAAGAGACUCAUCACCCCCACAAUAGCCAAUGACUACUGAUAAGACAAAAGUUUUUCACAAUUGUUAUCCGUCGUGAAAAAUCUUGUAUUUAUUACAAACAAAAACGAAAGGAUAAGUAUCCUCUAGAAUAUCAUAAAUACAGUUUGGACUAGGAAUGAUAUUGUAUCUAAAUAAAUCAUAAUUCAAUAUACA
Molecule: messenger RNA, 1066 nt
Organism: Ostrea edulis (European flat oyster)
Lineage: Eukaryota; Metazoa; Mollusca; Bivalvia; Ostreida; Ostreidae
Product: frizzled-7-like
Exons: 2
Coding region: 51-578 (175 amino acids)
Biological process (GO): non-canonical Wnt signaling pathway; canonical Wnt signaling pathway
Cellular component (GO): plasma membrane
Molecular function (GO): Wnt-protein binding; Wnt receptor activity
Source: RefSeq, a predicted model, not a curated record